Sebastes umbrosus (honeycomb rockfish) is the source of this 1302-nucleotide messenger RNA. RefSeq names its product small nuclear ribonucleoprotein 25 (gene snrnp25). Gene Ontology annotation, cellular component: U12-type spliceosomal complex. Gene Ontology annotation, biological process: mRNA splicing, via spliceosome. The transcript is spliced from 5 exons. NCBI's taxonomy places the organism in Eukaryota, Metazoa, Chordata, Actinopteri, Perciformes, Sebastidae. The record is from RefSeq and is a predicted model, not a curated record. Bases 264 to 794 code for a protein of 176 amino acids. Gene Ontology annotation, molecular function: protein binding.
UUAAAGUGGUGUCUGAAUUUUACGUCAACUAAAGCGGAACCUUUUAUACUGAGCUACGGUUGCCUACCGGUAUUUUUUGCUGUACACAUUGUUUACUUCCUAGCUUUUUUGGCAGUGAAAUAAUUUCCAGUUUAAAAAGUGUCAGCUUGUAUUUGUUAAAUCUGAGUAUCGCACUAAAUGUUAUAGUCUUUUUUACUUAUAUUAUUUAGUAGUUUUAUUGUUGCAAACGUGACAAAGUGUUAGUUAAAUGACUUUAGUGUGUGAUGAUGGAGGAGCAGAGUAGAGACACUGUACUGUCUGUGAAGGAUGAAGAGCUGGACGACCAGACAGAGAUGACAGCUUUAGACCCAGAGGAGGAGGAGGAAGAUGAGGAGGCUCUUCCUCACUCAGAGAUCCUGGAUAUUUUCGAGGAGGGACUUGCUCGACUUGUGCAGGACCCUUUACUCUGUGAUCUGCCAAUUCAGGUGACUCUGGAGGAGGUGAAUUCUCAGAUUGCUUUGGAGUACGGCCAGGCGAUGACUGUGAGGGUUUUAAAGGCAGAUGGAGAGAUAAUGCCCAUAGUGGUGGUGCAAAAUGCCUGUGUACUUGAUCUGAAGAAGGCCAUUCGCAGAUUCAUGGAGCUGAAACAACAACGUGAAGGCGGAGUGAAACAUGUCAGCUGGAGAUAUGUUUGGAGAACGUAUCAGUUAGUAUUUCAAGGGGAAAAGCUUGAAGACGACAAGAUGAGGCUUAAAGACUACGGGAUCAGGAACAGAGAUGAAGUGACGUUCAUGAAGAGACUCAGGAAAAAGUGAAAUGUCGCAGCCAACGUUUGUGACGUCAGGAAGAAACACCAGUUCCUUCAGUGUGUACUACCGGCCUCGCAGACUGGAAAUGACUUUCACAAAGUAUUCAUGAUUGUAUGAUUUGUAUUUUAAGUGUUUUUUGGGGAAGUUUUGACAUAUCUUUGUACACAUUACACACUGAGCAUGCUUCUCAAAGACGCUACAUGUAAAUAAGAUAUCUGGAGAUGUUAAGCCCCCAUUUAACUGCCAGUGGGAUUUUUGUAUAGUUUUUCUGCAAACAAUAAAACAUAUUUCCGUAUUUUAUUUUUAUUUUUGUGUGUUUGUGUUUUACUUGCAUCGCAACAAGAGCAUGCUGUUACAUUUUUCCAGAGAGGUGCCGUCGUAAUCCGACAAUUUGAAUAUUUCCUGGUAUAAGUGAACACUGUUAUGCCCUUGUUGACCUAGUUUGAAUGUUACCUGUGAAGGAUACACUGGGAGCAGCUGAGGACAUAUGGUAAUAAACACGGUUUCUCUUUAA